This is a messenger RNA of Ustilago hordei, 2019 nucleotides long. RefSeq lists its product as uncharacterized. The coding region runs from base 1 to 2019 and encodes 672 amino acids. Gene Ontology annotation, cellular component: Golgi apparatus. The transcript has a single exon. Lineage: Eukaryota; Fungi; Basidiomycota; Ustilaginomycetes; Ustilaginales; Ustilaginaceae. The record is from RefSeq and is a predicted model, not a curated record.
AUGAGCGUCUCACCUUUCCCACCGGGCGAAGGCCUCCCCCUGGUGCAAGAUGCCACUACGGCGCAAAGGCAGGCUUCAUACCCUGUACGGUAUCAGAUGCAGGAUCGAGGAGGGGACGAACCAUUUUCUUCAGCGGCUGCAUACAGGUCACCCGUCGCUUCACCUCCUCCUCGUGCUCCUUCUUCGAUCUCGCACGGCGCGCCUCCCAUCCCAAGUACAUACGAGCGUGCAUCCGCAUUAAAGAGUCCUCCUCCACCCGCAACGUCCCUCGUGAUUCAAGAACGCGGUAUGCCAUCCAACUCUCCAUCUCCAGCACCGCCAAAUGGAGAAACACCCAUUCUCUCAUCCCCAACACAACGCGGUACUGGCGCUCGUACAACCACCACUGCUGCAGACAGCCGUUCAGCCUGUACAGCAAGCAAGCGUGACGCUACCGCAUCCAUCUCCAAAUCAGCCCGUAGUAGCACUACUUCAUGGUUCUACGGUGGUCCCAACUCGUUCAUCCGCGUCCCUUCCAAAAUGGCCGCACUCUACAUUCUCGUCACCUUCAUCGAAGCAGCUAUCGUCAUCGCUCUCGUCGGGUACACCUUCGGACGCAUCGUUGCUGAAGUCGAAAACUUCACGCAGAACCUCAAGACUGUCUCUAUCUACUUGGCAGUCUUUGUGUUCGGCUGCGUCUUCCAAGUGUUGGUCGCAUGGGAUGCAGUGAGGUUGAAAAACACAAUGCAGCUUAUUGGAGUGCUUAUAUUCAACAUCGCCCUCACAAUUACAGCCGCGAUCGAGAUCGGACAGGUCAGAGACGCACUCAACGUUCAAGAUAGUAUCGCAGGCGGUAUCACUUGCCCAGAUGACCCAUCUCGGCUUUGUCGUGCACGAUCCCUUUUCCCCGACAUAGAAAGAUACCUCAUUGUGGUAACGGCAACAUGCGGUGUAGCUGAAUUCUUCAUGCUCUACCUCAGUUUCAAGCUCUGGAAGGAAUUCGGUUGGAUCAUCUAUCAAAAGAUCGGCGCGGAUCUCAAAGUACGAAACAUGUUUUUCUGGUAUCAGCUUUUCAUCGUUUUCCUCAAGUUCUCCUUCUUCUUUGGUGUCGGAUUUACGGUGAUCUAUCUGAUCUUGGUGGCGGAUACGACGGACUGGGAGUAUGGAGUCACGAUUGCAGCGGUUCCCAUUGCGAUCGUUUCGCUGUUUGCAGCCGGAUUUGCGGUGAGGAGGGAAUGGUCUAGUUUGAUGGUCCUUUCGUUGUUCUUGAUGAUUGCUGGAUUGACUUACUUUGUGUACAAGUUGACACAGGUUUGGGUUCCAGCUACCGCGGAUCAGUACAUGUACGUUCAUACGACGAUUACGUUUAUUAGUGGAUUUGCGAUCUUGUCGUUGGGAUUGACUUGGUUGAAUGGGAUCAUUUGCUUGUUGAACUUCCAUAAGGGACUUAAGCCGGCACAUGAUGCGAUCGGCACUUUUGGUGGUGUCCGUCGAACAAGGGCGCGUGGAGAGAGGAAUGGGGAAUCGGAAGGUGCCGCACUCGACCUGGAACGUGACGUCGAACCCAAAGAACACUCGGAAACUUCAACGCCCUACAUCCCACCACAUCGAGGAAGUCUCUUCGGCCACGGAGGUGGAGGAGGCACACCUGUUGGCGGGAUCGACCCUAGAAGAGGGAGCAACAUGAUUGCAAGCCCCGUCUACAGUUACAGCAGUCACGGUGGACAUGGUGCCGCUUCUCCACCUCCAUCUGCUAUGAUGGUCGAUCGACGAACUUCAGGAGCAGGACCUCACGCCUACAACCCUCCGCCCAUGGCUGCCACACUGGGCAAUGCACCGGUCUUGGCUCCCCAACCUAUCCUCGCUGCUGCACCGUUAUCGCCUCACGCUUCCAUGGGAUCUCCACCUCCAACCCAGAUGCAGGCAGCACCACCACCGCAACAAUCAAUUUACCACCAGUUGCCAACGCAGGUGCCAAGCCAGGCUUUCGUGGAUGCUCAUCAACCUCGUCCUUCGACGACUCGCAUUUCGCUUGACUGA